CGGACAGCAUGACUCACAUAGCAAAAACCUUCUACGAUCUGCGUGCGACCACGCUGGAGGGGGAGUCGGUGGACUUCAACGUCUUCAGAGGGCGGGUGGUGUUAAUAGAAAACGUGGCGUCGCUUUGAGGGACCACCACGAGGGACUUCAGUCAGCUCAACCAGCUGCAGAGCAGAUAUCCUCACCGGCUGGUUGUCCUCGGCUUCCCCUGCAAUCAGUUCGGCUACCAGGAAAACUGCACUAAUGGGGAAAUCCUUAACUCGCUGAAACAUGUGCGUCCCGGAGAGGGAUUCCAGCCCAACUUCACGAUGUUUGAAAAAUGUGACGUAAACGGAUCAAACACCCACCCUGUCUUCGCCUAUCUUAAACAUAAAUUACCCUAUCCCGACGACGACUCGACCACCCUCAUCCAAGAUCCCAAAUUUCUCAUCUGGAGCCCCAUCAACAGGACAGACAUAUCGUGGAACUUUGAGAAGUUUCUUAUUGCGCCAGAAGGGGAACCUUUUAAACGGUACAGCAAAAAUUUCCAAACCAUCGAUAUUGAGCCCGACAUCCAACGUCUGUUGAAAUUAACAAAGAACUAAAUUAGCAGGAUAUUAAGCAGCAUGUUCGGUAAUCAUCUCGCUUAGUUUUACAGCAAAACGUCAGGUAGAACGAGACUGGAUGUUGUGAAGUAGCCUACAGUUGAAUGGUGGCAUUUUCCAUACAUUUGAGUUUUUACUACAUGAAGGUAUUAUUCUAAAAAGCCAAGGGAAUAAUACCUGAGGUCUUGUAAAUAUUCAGUAGUUGUGGAUCAUGCUAUUUCUUCAUGUAUCAUCAUUUUAAUUAAAAAUUAAU
Molecule: messenger RNA, 837 nt
Organism: Megalops cyprinoides (Indo-Pacific tarpon)
Lineage: Eukaryota; Metazoa; Chordata; Actinopteri; Elopiformes; Megalopidae
Gene: gpx2
Product: glutathione peroxidase 2
Exons: 2
Biological process (GO): response to oxidative stress
Molecular function (GO): glutathione peroxidase activity
Source: RefSeq, a predicted model, not a curated record